Phragmites australis (common reed) is the source of this 1799-nucleotide messenger RNA. RefSeq lists its product as uncharacterized. Gene Ontology annotation, cellular component: cytoplasm. The coding region runs from base 136 to 1368 and encodes 410 amino acids. Gene Ontology annotation, molecular function: zinc ion binding; ubiquitin protein ligase activity. NCBI's taxonomy places the organism in Eukaryota, Viridiplantae, Streptophyta, Magnoliopsida, Poales, Poaceae. The transcript has 5 exons. The record is from RefSeq and is a predicted model, not a curated record.
CCAAAUAAUCUCUUCCUCUCUCUCAGCUCUCAAACAUCCCCUCUCUCGCCCCAAUCCAAUCGCGCGGGCGCGACGCCUCUCCUCCUCACCAAAACCUAACCCUGACCUAGGGUUCCAUCGGCGGCUGCGGGAACCAUGGCGGGCGACGGCAGCGAUGCCUUCGCGGACGAGGCGGAGUCCACGGUCACCAUCGGCGAGUACAUCGAGGGCAUCGAGGCCGAGGAGCUGGAGGCGGAUUUGGUGCUGGGCGGGGACGACGGCAAGGAGUGCACCUACGGCGACGGCUACCUCAAACGCCAGGCCGUCUUCUCAUGCCUCACCUGCGUGCCCGAUGGUGUCGCUGGGGUCUGCACCGCCUGUAGCCUCGCCUGCCACGACGGACAUGAGGUUGUUGAACUUUGGACAAAGCGAAAGUUUCGUUGUGACUGUGGCAACUCUAAGUUUGGUGGUCACCUUUGCAAACUUUGCCCUGAGAAAGAUUCUGAGAAUCCAGCGAAUUCUUAUAACCAUAACUUCAAAGGUUCCUACUGCACAUGUGGUAGGCCUUAUCCUGAUCCAGAAGCCAAGGAGCAAAUUGAAAUGAUGCAAUGCUGUCUUUGUGAGGACUGGUUUCAUGAGAAUCACAUUGGUCUAAACUCUGUUGAAGAGAUACCACGAGAUGAGGAAGGAGAGCCGCUCUACGAGGAUUUUAUAUGCCAUAAAUGCUCACCUGUUUGCUAUUUCUUGAAAUUGUAUCCAGAUACUAUUUGGGCUUCAAGUACGCAGAAUUCUACAUCACAAGCUGAUAAAAAUGAUUCAAAUGUGACAGAAGGACCUUUGGGUCAUUCUAAUGUUGAGAAACAUGAAAAUGGUGCCAUUCUUGAUCAUAUGGGUAUUGAAAAGACCACUAUAGAGGAUAAUUGCACAAAGGAUGUCACUGUUCCUGAGAAGGCCAAUUUGGACAGUUCUGGUAGAGACUGCAAGAUAGGAAUGGAUAUAAAUACGAAGUCAGUUGACUCUGAGAAAAGUAUGCCCUUUUUCAUGUCUAAAGGCUGGAGAGAUACUCUAUGUAGAUGCAAAACAUGCACCAACUUCUACACAGAACAAGGUAUUGCAUAUCUUAUUGACAAGGAGGACUCUAUUGAUGAAUAUGAGAAGAUUGCCAAACAGAAGAGGGAGAAGAAAUUGGAGCAACAGGAAGGAGCUGAAACAAACUUUCUCAAUUCACUUAACCAUGUUCAGAAAAUAGAGAUCUUGAGUGGCAUUAAUGACAUGAAGAAUGAGUUUCAGUCCUUUCUGGAAUCUUUUGAUUCGUCAAAACCGGUCACAUCUGAAGAUAUACGAGCUGUCUUCGAGAAUCUUACUAAGAAGAAACAGAGGUUAUCUUAAACUUGUAUUGCUUGAGAUCCUGCCAGAGGCAAAUGCUCCUCCACUGUACAUUGGACCUUGAGUUCUUAUCUGGGUGCUAGUGGACUUCCUAGUAAUGUUAUGUGCUAGUGGGAACAGUAAUGCUCUGUCACAGUAGUUGCCGAUGGCCCAGCACAGAGAACAAAUUCCAUGAAUCUGAAUGCUGUUAGAUGGUAAUUUACAUAAACACAAAAUUGUGCUAUCGCUGUAAUUUUUCUUUACAAGUCACUUGUAGCUAUAGUGGUGUUGCUAGUUCUACAAGGUUACUAUAUGUGAUCGAGCACGGCGUUCUAUAUAUGACUGAAUUGCCAUCUGACUCACCGUGGAGGCUAAAGGGGGCCAUGAGCCCUCAUCCUCUUGAAAAGAAAUUCUCAGGCUUGUAAUUCUACCAUUGCAAAGCACAAAAUUGAGCA